Messenger RNA from Rhodamnia argentea, 1068 nucleotides. RefSeq lists its product as uncharacterized. Gene Ontology annotation, cellular component: plastid. Bases 3 to 629 code for a protein of 208 amino acids. The record is from RefSeq and is a predicted model, not a curated record. The transcript is spliced from 2 exons. NCBI's taxonomy places the organism in Eukaryota, Viridiplantae, Streptophyta, Magnoliopsida, Myrtales, Myrtaceae.
CAAUGUCGUCGACGGACCACCUCGACGACUACUCGCCCUCCGCCACCACGACCCUCUUCCCCCACCCCCCCCCUCUCCUCCGCGGACCCUUACCCGCCACUCCGACAGACGACCCCUCCUCAGGUCCCUUCGUCCUCGCCUUCCGCGACAUCGAGUCUUGGUCAUCCGCCCUCGCGUCCUCCAAGUCCAAGAUCCUCGAGCAGUGCGGGGAGGGAGCCAGGAUCGGCUGCGCAGUUGCCGCAUCACGGAACUGCGCGCCCCCAUGGUGGGCCCCGCUAGCCGGCCGGAAGGCCGACCUGAAGCAGAGGGAGGAGUGCGAGGUGCGCGAGAUGGAGUCCUGCCUCAUCGCGGCGAAGGAGAAGUGCGCUGACUUCGCGGUGGACAAGUGCUCGAAGCCGUUCAUGGACGCGAGGGUCGCCGUGGUUGGCAAGGGGGCAGCGAGCGAGAGAGUGGUGGUUAGGCAGUUGAUUUCGCGGGCUUGUUUCGCUGGUAAGAGUGAAAGUUUCGAUUUGGGAUGGUUUGACGAGUUGGGUUUGGACGAUUUGGUGAAAUGUGGACGUGGUGGUGUGAGUUACGUGAAGGCUAGCGAACUGGUAGCGAGGAAGACUGGUAUCAGUGGGAAUGAUUGAGUUCGUGAUCUUGUUGGUUCGAUGAGGGCAUUGCUAGUGCUAGUUGAAGUUUCGAUCUUGAGUGCUGGAAUGUGAUUGUGUGUAUGUAAGAGAUUUUCCAGGCGAAAGUCGUUGUUAAGCUGGGAUUGUGGAGACAUCAAUAAAGUUGCAGUUUCGUUGCGGCGGAAAUGUUUUGAGAUCAUCCAAAUUUUCACUGGGCAUGAGCGAGAUAUGGAACUCUAUCAUAUAACCAGAGAACUUCCUUGUUGUUUCUUGCCGUUAGCCUUUCCUUCGAAGCCAUGGUCAACAAAUUGAGUUGUCGUGCUUACGAUUAUGGUGCUGGGUAAGCAUCGUGAUUGCAACUUGCUCCAUUCUUUGCAUAUUAUAUUCAGUAGAAGCUUUGUACAUCGAUAGCUACUGUUCACAGUGCAAUGCCAUACUUGGAUGAAUAGUUUGCUUU